GGAGAAACAGGUUUCUGGGGAUUCUAGUGGCAGUGAAACUGAAACUCCUUCACAACGUCAGUGUGUUUUAUUCUUUUAAUGGAAAAAAUACCUUGGUGACACUGAUGCUCUCUGGUAAAUGUGCUGAGGGUGUUCUGCCAAACUAUUCUGACGUAUGCGUUGGGCUUCUGAAAAUAGAAACGGACUAUUCUCCUUUCGCUCACAAGUGUGCACCAUAUACGUCCGUUAUUCUAAUAUUCAGCUUUAAUCACAACUCUGUGGUCCCUUAAAGGGAAAGUAGGUGAAAGGUUGCACGGCUCUGAGUUUCAUCCGGUGCUGCAGCAUGAUUCAGUUACGUAGCAAAAGACCUCACAGCACACAAGUUCAAGUCUGUCUAUGUUUGGUGUCCGGUUACAAAGAGAGGCAUGUCAUAGGUGAGGGAGGAAGAGGCAGAGGGGGGAGAGAGACCAGUGCUGAGGGAGAGAGGGAGACGACUCCCGUGUUCGUUACCUGGGUGAAGUCGCUCCAAGGACACGGAAGUGUCAGAAGACAGUUUCACUCAUUCAGACCACAGUUGGCUUUACCCGAGAUCAUUAGGCUCUGCCCUGACUAAAGUCAAACCUAAAAAUGGCGGAGGCGCAUCAGGCGGUGGGCUUCCAGUUCACUGUGCGCCCAGACGGUGUGGACAUCAAGCUGAGCCAAGAGGUCAUCAGAAACAUCUACCUGUCAGGAGUGACAGCGUGGAAGAAGAAAGCUAUUUUAUUUAAGAAUGGAAUCCUGGCUGGAGUCUACCCCGCCAGCCCGUCCAGCUGGCUGAUUAUUGUCAUCGCCAUGAUGAGUUCCUUGUACACACACGUAGACCUCUCUUUAGGAAUUAUAGAUCUGAUGAAGGACAACCUGCCAUGCAGAGACCGUAUGUCAGUGCAGACCAGAGCGGUGUUGAGCGCUGUUCUGUUCACCACUGGACUGUGGACGUUCCUCAUCUACCUCAUGAGAUACACGCUCAAGGCUCUUCUGUCCUACCACGGCUGGAUUUUUGAAUCCCAUGGGAAAAUGAGUACAUCAACCAAAAUGUGGCUGAACCUGGUAAAGAUGUUUUCUGGACGGAGGCCGCUGCUGUACAGUUUCCAGGCGGCCUUACCCCGGCUCCCUGUGCCUAGUGUGGAUGAUACAAUUCAGAGGUACCUUGAAUCAGUGCGCCCUCUGCUGGACAGCAAACAGUACGCCCAGAUGGAACUGUUGGCCAAAGAGUUUAAAGAGACUGAAGCAGCUCAGCUCCAGAGAUACCUGAUUCUGAAGUCCUGGUGGGCAACAAAUUAUGUGAGUGACUGGUGGGAGGAGUACAUUUACCUCAGGAGUAGAAGUCCCAUCAUGGUCAACAGCAACUUUUACAUAAUGGACCUCCUGUACGUGACUCCAACACACCGGCAGGCGGCACGAGCAGGAAACAUGGUCCAUGCUAUGCUGCUGUACAGACGCAAACUGGAGCGAGGUGAACACGCACCGCUGAGGGCUUUAGGGACAGUCCCAAUGUGCUCCGCUCAGAUGGAGAGGAUGUUCAACACGACCCGCAUCCCUGGAGUAGAAACAGACAUUGUGCAGCACCUAAAUAACAGAAAGCACCUGGUUGUCUACCACAAAGGCCGAUUCUUCCAAGUGUGGCUGUACAUUGGAGGACGCCAUCUCUCCCCCAAUGAACUGGAGACACAGUUUCAACGGAUCCUCAAUGACACAUCAGAACCCCAGCCAGGAGAACUCAAACUAGCGGCCUUGACUGCAGGCGAUAGAAUUCCGUGGGCUCGUGCUCGAGUGAAGUAUUUUAGCCAGGGAGCAAACAAAGCCUCCCUAGACGUCAUUGAAUCCGCUGCAUUCUUUCUGACGCUUGACGAGGAGCCGCGGGGUUACGACCCAGCGAAAACGAACUCGCUCGACAAUUACGCCAAGUCUCUGCUGCAUGGAAAAUGUUACGACAGGUGGUUUGACAAGUCAUUCACAUUGAUCUCAUAUCCAAACGGGAAGAUGGGUGUAAAUAUUGAACACGCUUGGGCUGACGCACCAAUCAUGGGACACAUGUGGGAGUAUGUUCUUGCGACAGACUGCUUUCAUCUUGGCUACACUGAGGAGGGACACUGUAAGGGGGAUGUGAGCGGGGACCUGCCGUAUCCAAACCGACUGCAGUGGCACAUUUCUAAGGAGUGCCAAGAUGUCAUUGAGAAGUCGUACCUGUCAGCCAAGCAGAUAGCCGAUGAUGUGGACUUUCACGGCUAUCUUUUCACUGAUUUUGGCAAAGGUGCGAUCAAGAAGUGCAGGACUAGCCCCGACGCCUUCAUUCAGCUGGCUCUGCAACUAGCCCAGUUUCGAGAUCAGGGUGUGUUCUGUCUGACCUACGAGUCUUCGAUGACUCGGAUGUUCAGGGAUGGACGGACGGAGACGGUACGCUCCUGCACCUCGGAGGCGGUGGCGUUUGUUAGAGCAAUGGAGGACACGGACGUAACAAACGCCCAAAAGCUCGUGCUGUUUCGGAAGGCAGCGGAGAAGCAUCAGAACAUGUACCGUCUGGCCAUGACCGGGUCUGGCAUCGAUCGUCACCUCUUCUGCCUUUACAUAGUGUCCAAAUACCUUGGUGUUGACUCGCCGUUUCUUAAGAAGGUGCUCUCUGAACCCUGGAAGUUAUCCACUAGCCAGACUCCGCAGCAGCAGAUCAAUUUAGUCGACAUCAACAAGUUCCCUAAUUUCGUGGGUGCUGGAGGUGGAUUUGGUCCUGUGGCUGACGAUGGGUAUGGUGUUUCGUACAUCAUUGUCGGGGAAAACCUCAUCACAUUCCAUAUCUCCUGCAAAUUCUCCAGUCCCGACACAAGCUCCUACAGGUUCGGUCAGCACAUCAGGAAGGCCAUGAUAGACAUUCAGGCGCUUUUCAAACCAGAGAAUGAUAAGAAGAUGGAGGAGAAUGGGAAGUGUGUGCUGCUGGUGAAUGGGAAGAAGCACAUGUGAGACAGGGGAAGACUUUUGCCAUCUUGUAUGUAAAAACAAAGUUCUGGCAGAAAAUUGCACUUGUUUCUGCUUUUCUGGUGAAGAGUUGGGCAUUCCACUCAGACAAAAGCAAGAACAUUUAUUUUACAUAUCAGAGUUGCUUUGUUUGCUCCUUAUGUCUAUUUUUCUGCUGCUUAUGUUAUUGGCUGUACAUAAAUCACAUUUAAUGUAAAAACUA
Molecule: messenger RNA, 3187 nt
Organism: Nothobranchius furzeri (turquoise killifish)
Lineage: Eukaryota; Metazoa; Chordata; Actinopteri; Cyprinodontiformes; Nothobranchiidae
Gene: cpt1b
Product: carnitine palmitoyltransferase 1B (muscle)
Biological process (GO): long-chain fatty acid transport; carnitine metabolic process; fatty acid metabolic process
Cellular component (GO): mitochondrion
Molecular function (GO): carnitine O-palmitoyltransferase activity
Source: RefSeq, a predicted model, not a curated record